Trichoderma citrinoviride is the source of this 1371-nucleotide messenger RNA. Its product is annotated as nucleotide sugar dehydrogenase. The coding region runs from base 1 to 1371 and encodes 456 amino acids. The record is from RefSeq and is a predicted model, not a curated record. Gene Ontology annotation, biological process: polysaccharide biosynthetic process. Gene Ontology annotation, molecular function: oxidoreductase activity, acting on the CH-OH group of donors, NAD or NADP as acceptor; NAD binding; oxidoreductase activity, acting on the CH-CH group of donors, NAD or NADP as acceptor. The transcript has a single exon. NCBI's taxonomy places the organism in Eukaryota, Fungi, Ascomycota, Sordariomycetes, Hypocreales, Hypocreaceae.
AUGGAUCAAUCACAGUUGCCGGUCCAGUCCCCAGGGAUCGAGGCCACUCCCGGCUCGCCCCCCUGCCCGGCUGCUCAUGCUGCCCUCAUCCCCCUGCCUUCCGAGCCCGAGUGGAAGUACUACGACGUGACUCCGCCCGCAGAGUCCCCCGCCAAUCCUCUCGAGGGGUCUCCUGCUAAUAGCAGUCCUCCUCCUGACCCCCUCGUGGCCGUCAUCGGUGUUGGCUACGUGGGCGAGCACCUCGUGGACGUCUUUUCUCGCCGCUUCCACGUUACCGGCUUUGACGUUUCUGAGUCUCGUGUCAAGGAUCUCACUGCCAAGUACACCGACAACAUGAGAGUCGAGAUCACCUCGGACCCGCUUCAGCUCUCGAAAGCGACGCACUUCCUGAUCUCGGUUCCCACGCUUCUCCUGCCGGACAAGUCCGUGGACACUUCGUACCUGCGGAGUGCCCUCACCACCGUCGGCAAGCACGCUACCCGCGGUUCCACCAUCGUCUUCGAGAGCUCCGUGGCCGUCGGCAUGACCCGGAAGCUUCUGGGACCGCUCGCCGCGUCCCAGGGCUGGUAUGCCGGCAUGUCUCCGGAGCGUGUCGACCCGGGCCGCACCGAGCCCGCCGCCUACGAUAUCGCCAAAGUCAUCUCCGGCCUGGACGACGUCGUCCCCGGCUCGCUGGCUGCCAUCCAUAAGCUGUACUCGGCAGCCUUCAACAAGGUUAUCACCGUUUCCCAGCCCGAGGUGGCUGAGAUGACCAAGCUGUACGAGAACUGCCAGCGCAUGGUAAACAUUUCCUUCGCCAACGAGAUGGCCAAUGCCUGCCUUCCCUUCAAGAUCGAUCCGUACGAGGUCUGCCGCGCUGCCGCAACAAAGCCGUUUGGCUACAUGCCCUACGCGCCCGGUCUCGGAGUCGGUGGUCACUGCAUCCCGGUCAACCCGUACUACCUGCUCUCCACGAGCCACUUCCCCUUGCUCAAGGCGGCUUCGGAGGCGAUGUACGCCCGUCCCGCGGAGAUCGGUCAGAGGGCCAUUGACGCUCUGUACGCCAAUCCUGCCUCCGCCGCCGGUCUGCCUCGAAUCCUUGUCGUCGGCAUGGGCUUCAAGCGCGGCCAGUCCCAUCUGGUCAACUCGCCCGGUCUUGAGCUGGCCAAGAGCCUUGUGCUCUCUGAGAAGGUCGCUGUUUCCUUCGCGGACCCUCUCGUCACCCAGGAGGCGGUGCCACAGAUCACCCGCCUGGAUGAGGCCAACUGGACUGUCGCCUAUCUCGAGGAGAACUUCGACAUGAUCAUCGUUUCCUUCAAGCAGGACGGUCUCGACUUUGAAAUCCUUGGCCAGCUUAAGGAUUCCGUCAAGGUUCAGAUGUGGUGUGCUUAA